Racocetra fulgida is the source of this 399-nucleotide messenger RNA. Lineage: Eukaryota; Fungi; Glomeromycota; Glomeromycetes; Diversisporales; Gigasporaceae. The record is from the annotation of a GenBank genome assembly.
AUGAAUCAAUCAUCAAGUCCUUUAGAUAUUAAUCAGACAACCAAUCAAAUGAAUUCCACCGUUACUACUACUUCUCUUCACCCUCGUCAUCGGAAUUUUAUACUUGGAUUGUCCGCUACUUCUUUUAUUAUUGGAGUAGCCGGUUCAUUGUUAUAUGCUCGACGGAAAAACCUUUCAUCAAAAAAUGUUAAAUUAACCGAAUUAGAAACACUUACUAGAUAUAAAAAAGCCAGUUUUUUUUCUAUACAAGCUUUUGCGAUUGGUACAAUCCUUUGCGUCUCAGUUGGAGGUUUAUGUGCAAUUGGAAUCGGAUCAAUUCUUGGUGUCAGUAGUCUUAAAGAAUUUCACGACAAGAUGAAAGAAACAAUCCCAAAGUAUACACCAGGUUUACGUGAAGCU